Molecule: messenger RNA, 3546 nt
Organism: Linum trigynum
Lineage: Eukaryota; Viridiplantae; Streptophyta; Magnoliopsida; Malpighiales; Linaceae
Source: the annotation of a GenBank genome assembly
CCAUCAAAAUCAACCUUAAAUUUUAAUUUUCAAUCGGGUUAAUUGCAUGGCGCCGGCGUUGGGGAUGGGGCAGGAGUCGAAGUCGGGUGGUGGUGGUGGAGAAUGUUGCUACGGUGGUCGGAUUUCUCGGCGGCGGUGGAGGUUGGGUCAGGUAGGGUAGGGUAUGGGGGUUUGUAGAAAAGAAAUUAAGUUUUUAUUUUUUUUAUUUUUUAAUGAAUGUAAUAAUGAGGUGGAAAAUAUAAAGGUAUUUUUUUAAUAAUUUUUUAGUUGCCACGUCACUAAGUUAACGUUCAACUUUGAGAGUUGACUGUCACAUCAGGCAAAGUUAACGGAGUUGGACGGAGAGUGACCAAACGUGAAUGAUUUCAGUAAACUGAAGUACUACCAAUGGAAUUAAAUAUUUCGAGUGAACAAACUUAAAUUUUUUUUAAUGUCGGUCCAAUUAACCCAUUUUUAAUCCUCUGUUUUGGGCUUUUGCUUUGCAUAGUUUUGGUCUGUAGUUAGGCCCCAGUCCAACGGUAGAUUUUCCUUCCAUCGGUCUAGGCCCAAAAUUUAUUCAAUGGCCAAUUUUGGAAAAAGCGACGAUCAAUUACCGGGAAAAAGAAAAGAAAAAAAGCGACGAUGACUCCGGGCACCGAUAACGUAAAUGCACACUUGCACAGUACAAUUGCCGAAAAGUGAAAGAAGAGGAACUAUUAGUAGCAUACGUACCGCGUGAAAAAGCAAGGCGUCAGAGCUCAGAAAUUUUCAGAAGCCUCCUGCAAGAAAUCGUUUCUUUCUCCUUCUUCCCGAAGAACUUCCCCAGAAACGAAUGGAAUGGAGAAUGAUGGAGCAAACGCAGCUGGUCAAGCUCAACCUCAAGCGCAACCUCAAGCUGCUCAGCGUCAGUAUAGCUGUGUCGAAUGCAACAAACUGUUCCCCUCCAAAAACUCCAUUGAAUCCCACUAUGAAGCGAAGCAUCAACAUCAAUGUCCUCACAAGUGCAGCGUUUGCAUCAACGGCUUUAAGUCAAAGCAGCUUCUCAAGAUCCAUAAGGUCGAGGGCUGUUGAGCCGGACGGCGGCGUCGCCGGGAGCGGCAACGGCUCCCUGCUGCAUGAUGCAGCUUGCCUUGUUGCAAAACUUAAAAAGGAAAGGGAUGAAGCAAGAGAAUUGCUUGGACAGUCAAAGGGAUCGAUUCUCGUGAUGGCCACAACAACUGUUGCAGCUAAUGUUCCUACUGUUGCUAAUGGAGAAGGACUGGAGGAUGAUGAUUUGGCCCCUCCUGGAAAUAAGCUUUGUCCAGGAAUUUCAACCGACACAAUAAGCUUCUUCUGUGGAGGCUCGACUCAGGUGAUCUCAGCCGACACCUACCGCAACUAUGUCGUGCUAGCUGGAGACUGGAGUGAUCACUCUGUUGACUAUCAUCUAGUCUUCUUUUACCAUACGCACUCUACUUGUUUCUAUUUUCGUUUGGGAUACUCCGUCUUACCCAACCACUACUUUCAUGCCCUCCCUCAGGCCUCAGCUCUAUACUCUAGCUGUAGGUUUCAGCAGGUUAACUGUACUACUUUCAUGCCCUCCCUCAGCUCUCUACUCUAGCUGUAGGUUUCAGCAGGAUAACUGUGUUUUGGCUGAAAUUUGAAAGUGUGCCAAAUUGUGAAAAGGUUACUACUGGGCCUUUCUUCGGUUGGGCUUGAGAAAUGGACAUAUAACACUUUAGUUCUAAAUCAACUCGUUGGGCUUGAGUGAAAUCCUUCCCCAUGUCUUAAUUGAGUUGUUUGUUUUUGCCUUUUUGGUGCUAUACCCAACGAUUACAUGUGUGUGUUUAUAGAAAUUGCGGUCUAACUUUGAGUUGUUUACCUUUUCUAUCGGCAUCUAAUACACUAUUGCCACUGGAUCUAGAAUUUUCCACGUCAGUGUACACGUCAUUACUAAUGGUACUUACUUUCGAUCAAAUCCUAAUGGUAAAAUUAAUGGACUAGAAACUUCAUAAUACAAUUGUCAUAUCAAAAUCAUAUAAUAUAAAUGACAAUUUCACAAAAUGGUAAAUAUUUGUGGUGAUAUUAACCCUUAUUUUUUGGGGAAUAUAUAUUGUUUAGCAUAAAAAUUUUUAGGGCUAAUUCCACUAGAAAGUCCAAACUAUUUAAAAAAUGUUAUUUGUGUUCUAAAUUAUUCAAUAUAACAAAUAUGGCACAAGCUAUUUUUUCGAUAAUGUUAACCGGCGUUGACCGUUAGUAUUUAACAGAAAAUCCAGUCACCAUCUAUGUUGUUUGUGCCAAAUUUGUCAUAUUAAAUAGUUUAUGACACAAAUGUCACGAAACACAUAUAAUUUGUGCCAAAUUUGUUAUAUUGAAUAGUUUAGAACACAUAAAACACUUUUUGAAUAGUUUUGAUUUCCUAGUGGAAUUAGCCCAAAAUCAUAUAACGAUUUAUGACGGUAUAUCAAAUGAGUGUAAAUCAUUAUCUUCAUUGGUUCUAUGUCCGGUCUAAUUUGAAAAAAGAGCUUCCACUCAUAAAACUGCGUUUUGGCUAAAAACUGAGGCCAUUAUUGAUUUGAUUGCCAAAUUGUGAAAAGUUUAAUAUCUGCUGGUUUCUCUGGGAUUGUCCUUCCAUGGGCUCAUCUUCAGUUGGGCCUGUGUCUUACUUUGGGCUUGAGGAAUGGAUUAUUCACUUUUGAGUUCUGAACCCAGUACACUUGUUGGGCUUGAGGCAGUUUCCCUCUCAAUGGCUUUAUUGAGUUGUUUGUUUUUUGGUGCUACCCAUGUCUGAUAAUUGAUGCACGUAUGAUGAUUACUUGUUCUGUCGAAAUUGCCGUCUUCGUGAUUUGUUUAACUCAUAAGUUGAUUUGUAAGCAUGAUCCGUUACACUGUUGCUGGCGUAUCUAUGGAAGAUGAUGAUAGGAGAAAGAGCAAGCAAGAAAGCGUGUUGUCAAGUGGCGCGUGGGCCCAAAUAGUAAGGGAUACGGUGUAGACUCCCACAUGUCUUUAAGCCCAACUACCUAUUUGCGUACUUAAAACGGAUUUAAAGGGGACACCGAGAUAAAUAAAUAAAUAAAUAAUGGUAGCUAUUUUUUAUAUAAAUAAGGUUUGUUUUUUUAUUUAUUUAUAGUUAGGUCGUAAUUAAGGAAUACGGAUAUGAGAUUCCCAGAAAAUAGUUGAAAUAAAUAAUUUUUGUGGAAUUUAUUAUUUUUGGAAUUAUCCACGGUGAGAGGCUAGUUACGAGUUACGACUUUAGCUAGGGUUACAGUUGGUAAGACAACAUCGGCUUGGAGUCCCGAUCCUUGAGUUGGAUUGUUUAACAGUGGUUAAGUCAAUAAAAGAAGCUGAAGCUUUACAUACAGAGCUUGGCGCGAUCUGUCGAAGUAUAAGAAGACUGUUGGAUUUGAUCCCGGAAGGUACGAUUGAACAUGUUAGUCGGAAGGCAAAUGAAGAUGCAGAUGUUAUGGCUCGUUCAGAUACAAGAUGGAAUGUUGUGGAGAUUUGGUUCGAUCGUCCACCAAUUUUUCUGGUCGAUCAGCUGAAACUGGAUGAUGUAGUUGUGCCCACGAAUCAAUAAAGCUAAGCGCA